AUGGUAUCGGAUUUCCCAGCAGUGUCAGCAGGAGGAGCCGGCUUAGCAUCAAACAAUACCGUAACCAUUGAUACAAGUAGUGGUACGACAAUUGAUACCUUCGAUCAAUCAGGAACUACUAGUACCAGCACUACUCACCAUCAUCAUCAUCAUCAACUACUGGGUGAUGAAAUAACGUAUGUCACUGAUAGUAAUUUAGCUGUACCCGCAACAGCAACAACAACUACACUUAAAACAACUACUGUAGCUGCAACAACGGAAGUUGGCUUUUUAACAAGUGAAGCAGAGGGUACCGUGGAAACGGUGAUAGUUCGGUCAAGUGAUAUCAGUGGUAGUGACGAGACACAUCAACUAAGCCUCAUGGAUGCCUAUCCAAUAGGACAAGUGACAUCAACGUACCUAAGUUAUUACGAUAUCAGUGUACUGAAGCACCGAACGUGUUGUAGUUGUGUUGCACUAUAUAUCAUCAUUAUCAUAUGA
Molecule: messenger RNA, 480 nt
Organism: Cercopithifilaria johnstoni
Lineage: Eukaryota; Metazoa; Nematoda; Chromadorea; Rhabditida; Onchocercidae
Source: the annotation of a GenBank genome assembly